GAAUCAAAGUUCUCACACAACUUUUGAGUUUUUUCUUUUAGCUUUCUUUAGGUAGCAAUUCUUUCGCAAGUUUAUUUUAGUACGUUAGUAUGAUUUUUGCAAGGAUGGCCUUGAUUCCGCACGGACAAUGGGAGGUGCUGAACAGCACCUCGUCAACAGCCCCCUCCUGGAGGAAGGACCGGUGAACGUGCGAAUCUUUCGCCAGGCGACGUACGGGACGGAAGUCCCCAUGAUUUGCCUGCUGGGCAUGUCCAGCGGGAGGUUGGCCUUGUACGAUGGGAGUACGAACACAGCCAUCAUGUGGAGCAGUUGCGAACUGCCCAUAACUCGGGUGGAGUUCGUCGAUCCGGUGGUACAGCAGCGCAUGGGAGAGCUGUACCAGAUCAUGGGGACUCAAGAGGGACGUUUGCAGUCCCUUGAGCAGCAGCAAGGGCUGAGUGCGAACGCGAUUACGUCGGCACUCACGUCCUUGCAAGUGAGCACCACCUCGGCCUUGGAAAGGCAUGCGUCGGCAGCUGCGUCGGCAGCUACACCUUCGUUGGCGUUCAGCGCGGGCAGGGACGCAAACCUGGCCACGCAACUGCAGGCAGUGAAUUACGGUUGGAUUUGGAGCGGGAGUUGGCACAGCGUGAGCGUGAGAGAGUCGCUCAGGUGGAACUUCGACUGGGUCGGAUGGAACAGUCGACAGGUAGGGAUCCCGCGGAGUUAA
Messenger RNA from Leptomonas pyrrhocoris, 709 nucleotides. RefSeq lists its product as hypothetical. The transcript has a single exon. The record is from RefSeq and is a predicted model, not a curated record. NCBI's taxonomy places the organism in Eukaryota, Euglenozoa, Kinetoplastea, Trypanosomatida, Trypanosomatidae. The coding region runs from base 128 to 709 and encodes 193 amino acids.